AUGGCUUCACUUUCUCCUCUAAGAUUUGCAGCUCCCUUUUUUCCAGCAAACUUGUAUUGUGACAACUUGUUUGCCAUCAGAAUUACUGAGAAUCCUAUAUAUCAUGCAAGGACCAAGCAUAUAGAAAUUGAUUGCCACCUCAUUCGAGAGAAAAUUCAACGUGGAAUCAUCAAUCUUAUGCCAGUCCCUUCAUCAAAACAACUGGCUGACUCCUUUACAAAGUCUCUUCCUACAACUCUGUUCCAAGCUUCCAUUUCCAAGUUGGGCAUCCAGAAUCUGGCAUAUACCAGAGCGAGCAGGGCUCGGAAGUGUGAGCUAGAAGGAUUGAAGACAUUGAUAACUCAACCAACAGAUGGAGAACUUUUGGGUUAUGUGGUCUCAUCCAUGUAUUCUGGUGUGGAACUAAGCAUGGCUUACAAAGGUCUAAUAUAUCAAUUUGACUGUGUUAAGACGUACCAUAGUGGAAUAGAUCUCUCUCUUAAUGCAUUGACAGGAAAAAUUCCAUCUGAAAUGACCCUUUUAAAAGGGUUAGCAAUGCUCAAUCUUUCGCAUAAUGCUCUAUCGGGUGAGAUCCCAAGUAAUAUAGGAGACAUGAUUGGCCUAAAACUCACUAGAUCUGAAAUUCAACAGAUGAACUUGCCAUAUAACAAUUUGAGUGGGAAAAUCCCAGCAGGGACACGAUUUAAUACCUUGUAUGGGGAUGGUUUAGCAUACACUAGGAAUGAACAUUUAUGUGGUUGUGAAAAUUUGAUCAACUGUAAUGACAAUACUUCUUCCUCUAGUGAAGAAACCGCAAGUGUGGAGGAUAGUAUAGACAGGUUGCUGUCCAUUGGAGUUGUAGUCAGUGGCUAUGGAGUAGGUUUCUGGGGAUAUUUUGGAGUUCUUUGUUUGAUAAAAGAGCAGCAUAUAAGGAGAUACUAG
Ricinus communis (castor bean) is the source of this 921-nucleotide messenger RNA. RefSeq names its product receptor-like protein kinase 5. NCBI's taxonomy places the organism in Eukaryota, Viridiplantae, Streptophyta, Magnoliopsida, Malpighiales, Euphorbiaceae. The record is from RefSeq and is a predicted model, not a curated record. Bases 1 to 921 code for a protein of 306 amino acids. The transcript has 4 exons. Gene Ontology annotation, molecular function: protein binding.